This is a messenger RNA of Mercenaria mercenaria, 2381 nucleotides long. Its product is annotated as cytochrome P450 2U1-like. The record is from RefSeq and is a predicted model, not a curated record. The coding region runs from base 101 to 1594 and encodes 497 amino acids. Gene Ontology annotation, molecular function: heme binding; iron ion binding; oxidoreductase activity, acting on paired donors, with incorporation or reduction of molecular oxygen, reduced flavin or flavoprotein as one donor, and incorporation of one atom of oxygen. The transcript has 8 exons. Gene Ontology annotation, biological process: xenobiotic metabolic process. Gene Ontology annotation, cellular component: cytoplasm; intracellular membrane-bounded organelle. NCBI's taxonomy places the organism in Eukaryota, Metazoa, Mollusca, Bivalvia, Venerida, Veneridae.
UUAAAAGAUAGGACGGUGUGGUAAUAUAAAACGGUGAUACAGCUGGUAGUAGUAUACAGUGAUAAACAAGCCACGAGCAGAACUUUUAUAAAACUACACCAUGGAUCUGACAAUAGUUUUCAUAUUUAUUCUUGUAUUUCUUGUGUCAGUUCUUGUAAUCAGAAAACCUAAAACUCUCCCGCCAGGGUAUUUUGGGAUUCCUUUCAUUGGAUCUGUGCCAAUGAUGCGAAAACUUCGUGGUAAAAGACCGCAUCUUGUGUUGUUUGAGGAGUCUAAACGUAUUGGAAACAUAUUUAGCUGGUAUUUAGGGAAUCAGCUGAUCGUGGUUCUGAGUGGGUAUGAUACUAUACAUGAGGCGCUGGUGAAGAAGGCGGAAGCUUUUAGCGACAGACCGAACUUCAACAGAAACCCAAUUUUCCCAAGAACCAAUGGAGAAAAUGGAAUUCUGACUGGUAGAUACGGACAAUGUUGGCGGGAAUUACGGCGGUUCACGCUCCAAGCUCUACGGGAUUUUGAUGUUGGAAAGGCAUCUAUCGAAGAAAAGAUUGAUGUAGAAAUUGAGACAGCUACAGCGUUCCUACAAGACACUAAUGGAAAACCAACAUCAAUGAAUCAAUUAAUGCAGAAAAUUGUGGCAAACGUCAUCUUUGGUAUCGUAUUUGGACAAAGAUAUGACUACGAUGAUCCGGAAUUCGACAGAACGCGAGCAAUGACCAACGCUGUUGUUACUGGUGAAGGUCCGGUCAGCUUUACGCCUUUUAUGCCGAAAUUUCUCGUCAACAUUCUUAAACGAACGGAUGCUAAGAACAGCGAUAUUAGAAGACAGUGUAUUGUCGACAUGCGCAAAUAUGUAUAUAAACAAAUAGAUGAGCACGAGGCUACUUUCGACAGGGACAACAUCCGGGACUUUGUAGACAUUUACAUUCAGACAGAGAAAGAAGGAGAUGGAAGCAUGCGCAAAUUUGUCACAAAAGGGAAUAUGUUUCGUGUGAUCUUUGAUCUAUUUUUGGCUGGAUCUGAAACAACAUCAACAACCCUAGAUUGGGUUUUUCUUUAUAUGAUCGAAUUUCCAGAAGUUCAGAAAAAAUGCCAAGAAGAAAUUGAGAACAUACUUGGAGACAAAAUUAUAGAAUAUUCAGAUCGUAGCAAGCUUGUCUACGUCAACGCCGUCAUCAUGGAAAUACAGAGAUGUUGCAAUUUAGUACCCAUCAACGUGGUGCACAGUACCAGUGAGAACACAACCAUCGGAGGCUACAAUAUACCAGCUAGAACACUGAUAUUACCAACACUCUAUUCAGUUCACAUGGACCCCAAAUAUUUCCCUAGCCCAGAAAAGUUCGAUCCAGACAGAUUCAUAGAUGACAAGGGAAACCUGAUUAAAAACGAAGCUCUUAUACCAUUUUCAACAGGUCCGCGUACAUGCCUUGGUGAACCUCUAGCCAGAAUGGAACUGUUUUUGGUGUUUGCAAAUCUACUUCAGCGAUUCAACUUUUCAAGAGAAGAUCCAAACAAGCCUCAUACAAUGGAAUCUAAACAAUCACAGAUCACAAAUGCCCCGGUUCCGUACAGACUCCGGGCUACCAAGAGGCAGUGAUAUGUUGCAUGCGCAUUUCAGCUACUAAAAACCAAAAUAAAUAAUAUCGAAAUGUCCGAUUCUAGAUUGUACUCCUAUGCGUAUUUUCUGGUCGUGAAAUAUACACAGACACGCCAUCUCCAUGAAAUACAAGCACAAAUAAAGGUGGCCACCGCCAAUACCAAGUUGGACAGAAAUUUGAAAUUUAAAGUGUCAUACAAAUGCUAUGUUUCUCGAUGGUUACCCUGAUGUUGAUCAAAUACCAGGAAGGAAAUACUUUACAGAACUUAUUAGGACUAAAUCUUAAAACUUCAUAUUUGUGUAAUACAAAAGAUAUUUAGUAUACUUCUUUUGACCACGUUAAAUGUGACCAAAAUAACUUGCCUAAAUAUACGUAUUUGUUAGCAUAUACAAUUAAAAAUGGGAACAUUAAGACGCUAUGCGAGAAUGAAUAAAUGCAUGAAUGAAAGAAAUCAGGAAGCUAGUCUAUUUCAUAUACAAUGUACUUAUUAUUUAGUGUUUGAUCUCAUCUUACAUUUCCCUUUUUGGUUCAUUUUUCUACAAAGCAGAAUGUGAUUUAAGCCCUGGUGAUACAUAUAAUUAUAAACUAAGAAAAUGAAGUCAACUAAAAGGAUAGGAUGGUGUUCUUAUAUUUUUUCUGGACUGAUCUGAAAUAAGUUUGGACCUUCAGCAAGUUCUUAAUUGGAGACUGCAGAGAAAUCGAUUUUGUAUAGAGAAACGUCAAACAAGUUUUUGAUGUGAUAGUUAUCAUAUCGUUGAAUAAAAUAAACACGUAAGUAUCAGUUGA